Messenger RNA from Talaromyces rugulosus, 3102 nucleotides. RefSeq lists its product as uncharacterized. The transcript is spliced from 5 exons. Lineage: Eukaryota; Fungi; Ascomycota; Eurotiomycetes; Eurotiales; Trichocomaceae. The coding region runs from base 1 to 3102 and encodes 1033 amino acids. Gene Ontology annotation, molecular function: protein binding. Gene Ontology annotation, biological process: rRNA processing. Gene Ontology annotation, cellular component: Pwp2p-containing subcomplex of 90S preribosome; small-subunit processome. The record is from RefSeq and is a predicted model, not a curated record.
AUGCCUUCUGUUUCUGCCGAGGAUGUCGAUUUUCCUCUGGCAAAGCGCCAAAGGACUUUGCAGCCCCGAUCUGCAAAGAAGGAUGAGCCGAGCUCCAGGAUUUUUUCGCAUUUCAGAACUCUCGGUCUAGUUUCUCCAACUUCGGUGCCAUUUACAUCGGUGCGACUAGGAAAAUCAACGUAUCAAAUCACAACGUCCAUUGGAAAUGUGCUGCAGACAUACGAUUUCAAACGCGGGCUGAGUUUGGUCUUUGCAAGUCAGCCUCGUACUCCGAAACCGAUCACAGCGACCUUUGCGUGGAGAAACGUGGUGUUCGCAGCAUGGGGUGGUCAACAGGUUGGUGAUGAAUCCGGGGUGUGGGUUUUUCGACGUGGAAAGAAGAUUGCUUCUCUAGAAGCAACGCCUUCUUUCGCAGGGCCAGUUACUCGCCUGUUGGUUUUCGGGUCGUGGAUUGUUGGCUGUUGCGAAAGCUGCAUCCAAGUAUGGAAUUCUACAUCAUACGCCCAUUAUACAACCUUGAUCGCAAAGCCCUCGCGAAGCACUCCCGAUCUUCCCAUAUUCACCGGCAAUAUCUGCACUAUGCCGACGUAUCUGAAUAAAAUAUUUGCGGGACGAUAUGACGGUACUGUGGAAAUAUGGAACAUCAGCUCGGGGAAACUGCUACACACCAUCCUCCCUCUGACUGCACAGGACGGAGCGGUUACGGCCAUCGAGCCCACCCCGGCUCUUUCACACAUCGCUAUAGCUUAUAAAGCCGGAACUGUUGUGGUCCGAAACGUGGAUACUGAACAAGCUGUUCUGUCUCUCAAUUCCAACAGCCCCCAUCCCGUUACGUCGAUUUCUUUUCGUACGGAUGGUAUAGGUGCUGGAGAUGAAGGGAGACUCCCGGGUGUUAUGGCCACUGCAACAAGCUACAGUGGGGAUAUAACUCUGUGGGAUCUCAACAAUGGGGGAAGAAGAACCGGUACUCUAAGAGAAGCCCAUGAACUGCACCAGAAAGACUCGGACGGCGGUGUCAAUAAAACUGAAUUCUUGGAUGGUCAACCAUUUCUGAUAUCCUCUGGGCGAGACAACGCUUUGCGGUCAUGGAUAUUCGAUGAGUCUCCAUUUUCACCGAUUCCGAGAAUGCUGCAUAGUCGGGGUGGCCACGCUGCAGCCGUCAGCGCUCUUUCAUUCCUUCCUGCAUCCUCUGAUGGCAGUGAUUCUGCGGGGAAAUGGUUGCUAAGCGGUUCCAAGGACCACAGUCUGUGGGGUUUCAGUCUACGCAAAGAUAGCCAGAACAGCGAAUUAUCGCAAGGGAAUAUUAAAAGCAAGAGUCAGAAGAAAGGCAUCCUGAGAUCUGGGCCGACAUCCGAGGAUCUCAAGGCACCUGAAAUCACAUCGAUUGCUUGCUCUCUCAACCGUGACGCCGGUAUGGGGGCCAGCAGUCAGCAAGUUUGGACAAACUCAAAAGAUGCCAAAAAGUCCUUGCAAAACGCAAAUGGGUGGGAAAGCAUCGUGACCGGUCACAAGGGGGACAAAUUCGCGCGCACGUGGUAUUGGGGAAAGAAAAAGGCCGGUCGAUGGGCUUUCGAAACGAGUGAUGGGACAGAGGUGAAGAGCGUGGCAAUCUCAACGUGUGGCACCUUUGCCGUGAUAGGCUCAGCAGGUGGCAGUGUGGAUAUGUUCAACCUCCAGUCCGGUGUGCAUAGACAGCAUUUUCCUCCAAGGGUUUCAACCCAAAAGUCACGAUUGUCUUUGCCAGGCACCGCUGUUAGGCUGCACCGGCCAGACGAAUCACACAAGAAACAUACAAAAGCCGUGACUGGCAUCGCAAUAGACAGUCUUAAUCGAUAUGUCGUAAGCUGUGGCCUGGACGGCAAGGUUAAGUUCUGGGACUUUAGUACGGGGCGUUUGUUCACUGAAUUGAACUGGUCACCGAUGACGGCCAUUACUGGUCUGCGAGCCAGCAAUAUCAAUGAGCUUGUGGCUUUCAGUUGUGAUGAUUUGUCGAUUCGCGUAGUCGAUCUGGAAACCAAGCGAGUUGUUCGAGAACUAUGGGGAUGCCGGGGGCAGGUCAACGACUUUGCCUUUUCUAAUGACGGUAGAUGGAUCGUUGCAUCGUCGAUGGACUCUGCCAUCAGAGUCUGGGACCUCCCAACAGGCCAUUUGAUUGAUAAAAUCCAAGUCCCAACGACAUGCACUGCGUUGGCGUUUUCGGGUACCGGAGAGUUCCUUGCAACUGCUCAUGCCGAUGAAUUAGGUAUACAUAUCUGGAACAACAAAAGUCUUUUCUCAACUCUCCAACCGAACCACAUCGAUGAGAUGAACACGGAACAAAAUUGGGAUUCAUCGGCGAUUACGGAAACGAAGUCCGGCAUGAUUGAUGCUGCUUAUGCGGUGGAGGCAGAAGGCGGAAAUCAGGAACCAUCGAUCAUCUCCACUGAACAGCUCGGAGACGAUCUAAUGACCUUAAGCAUAGUGCCCCGGUCGUCAUGGCAAACGCUCAUCAACCUGGAAACUAUAAAGGAGCGCAAUAAACCAAAGGAGCCCUCUAAAGCUCCGGAAAGAGCACCUUUCUUUUUGCAGACCAUCGAUGAAAAAGAGAAAGCUGGUACUGAUGCACGACUCACACAGGAGCCCGCAACAGCUGAACUGUCGCGGGCUUCGGUCAUCCAGAAUCAUCAAAUCCUCCCAUCACAAAAAGACCAUGUCAGCAAGCUCCUCAAAACUGGUGCCAGUCGUCAAAACUUUGCGCCUUUUAUUGACUACUUCAAAACGCUGUCGCCGGGAAAAAUCGAUUUGGAGAUACGGUCCCUGAACGUUCAAUUCUCCUCUCAGGGCCACAGUGAACUGGUAGACUUUGUCAACGCGCUAACCGAACGACUACGCCAAAAGAAAGACUUUGAGCUUGUGAAUGCAUGGAUGGCAGUCCUCCUAAAGGUCCACGGCGAACUUAUCAGAAAUAUAUGGGAGGCGCAGGACACUGAAACCGGCUCGUCGCAUGCGUUGCAAGCUGCGCUUAUGGCGUGGAAAAGAGAGCAACAGAGCGAGACUAAGCGGUUGUCUGAGUUGAUGGGUUACUGCCGAGGAGUCGUCGGAUUUCUUCGGUCAACGAGGUGA